Adineta steineri is the source of this 229-nucleotide messenger RNA. The record is from the annotation of a GenBank genome assembly. Lineage: Eukaryota; Metazoa; Rotifera; Eurotatoria; Adinetida; Adinetidae.
AAUCUCAUCUAUUAUGUAUUUACUUCGCCAAGGACUUGCUCUACGUGGUCAGUCGGAUGAAAACUGUAAUUUGAUUCAACUAGUAAAACUUCGAAGUAUUGACCAAGAUUGUUUGAAAGAUUGGAUUGAUAACAAAAAAUAUUUAUCACAUGAUAUCGUCAAUGAAAUAUAUAAAGAAAUCUAUUUAACAAUUAUUCGAGAUAUUGUUAAAGAAGUAUGUGAAAUUUAG